AUGGAGUGUGAUGAGUUUCAUGAUGAUGAUGAUAGUUAUACUAUACAGUUUAGGAACUCAUCUUACCCAAAGACAGCUUCGUGGGGAAAUGAUUCAAACUGUUGCCUGUGGGAUGGGAUCACGUGUGACUCCAUGUCUGGUCAUGUGAUUUGCCUUGAUCUUACUUGUAGUUGGAUCCAAGGUCAACUCCAUCCGAACAAUAGCCUCUUCCAACUUUCUCAUCUCCAAACACUCAACUUGGCUCACAACAAUUUUAGGGGGUCUUUGAUAUCAUCUCAUUUUGGUGGUCUUUCCACUCUGAUGCAUCUAAACUUAAGCUAUUCUGCUUUUGCUGGUGAAAUUUCUCCUAAAAUUGCAGAAUUGUCGAAGUUGGUCUCUCUUGAUUUGUCUAUGAAUGGAUUUGAAGGGUUGAGUUUAAGACUUGAACCAUCCACUUGGGAGAAGCUUGUUCUAAACAUGACUGAUUUGAGAGAACUUGUUUUAGAUCAUGUAAAUAUGUCUUCCAUUGCACCAAGCUCCUUGCCUUUGAAGUCGCUUAAUAUUUUGAGUCUUGAAGGUUGCAGAUUUGAUGGGCCUAUUCCUAUAGGUUUUGGGAAUCUCACUCAAUUAACUGAUUUGAACCUUGCUGGAAACAAUUUUAGUGGUGAGCUUUCAUUUCUUUCAAAUCUUCAAAGUCUCACUUCAUUAGACCUCAGUGGCAAUUAUUUUAAUGGUCUCUUAUCAAAUUCCAUAGGCCAUUUGAAGUCUCUUUAUUUUUUGGGUCUUCGGGGUAACCAAUUUUAUGGGCCUAUUCCUACAAGUUUUGGGAACCUCACUCAAUUAACUGACUUGAACCUUGCAUUUAAUAUUUUUAGUGGUGAGCUCUCAUUUCUUUCAAAUAUGUCAAGUCUCACUUCAUUAGACCUCUGUUACAAUUAUUUUAGUGGCUUGUUGCCAGAUGUGUUUGGAAAUCUUUCAAAUUUGAAAUCUCUUGAUUUCUCUGACAACAAGCUGCAAGGUAAUUUUGCUGUGUCAAUUUUCACCCUCAUAAAUCUUUCUUAUUUGAGUCUAUCAUCAAAUAACUUGAGUGGCUCUGUUAAUUUUUACCAAUUUUCCAAGCUUCAAAAUCUAGAAUAUCUUGAUCUUUCAAGCAACAAGUUUCUCUCACUUGCCUUUGAUAAUAAUCUUAACUACACCAUUCCCAACCUUAGGUACUUGUAUUUAUCUUCUUGUCAUAUCACUAUCUUUCCAAAAUUCGUAGGCCUUCCAAAUUUGCAGUUUUUAUAUCUUAAUGAUAAUAAGUUGCAAGGUCUUCCUGAGUCAAUUUUUGGUUUCCUAAAUCUUUCCCAUCUAAGUCUGUCAUCAAAUAAUUUGAGAGGCCCUAUUAGUCUUCAUCAAUUCUCAAAGCUUCAAAAUCUACGAGAUCUUGAUCUUUCAAACAACAAGUUUCUCUCACUUAGCUCUAAUAAUGAUGUUCACCAUACCAUUCCCAAUCUUACACAGUUAGAUCUGUCCUCUUGCAACAUCAAUGACUUUCCUAAACAAUUAGGAAGCCUUCAAAAUUUGAAGGGGUUAAAUCUUUCCAAUAACAAAAUUCGUGGAGAUAUUCCCCAAUGGUUCAAUAAUGUGGGGAAUGGUUCUUUGGAUGCUUUGGAUCUCUCUCAUAAUAACUUGACAUCAGUUGAAUAUCUUUCAAUGAGAAACUUGAGUGUCCAACAACAAAUUAAGUGGACACAUUUCUUCCUCAUUUUGCAAUGCAAGCUCACUUGUGAUACUCAACUUAUCUCACAACAACUUGUCAAGCCACAUCCCAAAGUGCCUUGUUGCUCUGCCAGAUCUUAA
Molecule: messenger RNA, 1821 nt
Organism: Neltuma alba
Lineage: Eukaryota; Viridiplantae; Streptophyta; Magnoliopsida; Fabales; Fabaceae
Product: receptor-like protein 34
Exons: 2
Coding region: 1-1821 (606 amino acids)
Molecular function (GO): protein binding
Source: RefSeq, a predicted model, not a curated record